AUCAGUUGACAAGAUGUAACCUCAACAGCGAGAUUCGCCGCGGAUUUCAAUAGGACUACGACACGCGAGGUGAAUUUAUACCACGCGAGAAUGGCACGCUUGUUUAAUAGAUUAACAAUUCGCGAGAUUGCAAAAUCGCAAGUUGUCAGAUAUAAACAUAAAGCGGAUCAUUGGUCUGUGGUUAGGAAGAAAAAAACGCACAUGGACAAGGCUUUGAAACAUUUCGAUGAAUUUUAUGGUAAUGUUUAUGGAAAAUCAUGGGAAGAUAUAAGAACUGCGCUAUUGAUGGAAACGCACAAGUAUAUGGCUGUUGUAAAUAGCUUUAGCGAUUUAGACAGAGUAAAAUCAGAGAUGGAGAAUCAAGGUGCCAUGAACCUAAGAGCAAUUUACGAAACUUAUAAGGAAGAUUUUGAUGCACAAUUAUCCGAAUCUAAUAAAAAGAAGAGAAAAAAAGAGCUAGCAAGAAAUCAGGAAACAGAAUCUGCAAUUAGUGAUGCUCAGAUAUCAGCGAUACAAUCGCACUAUCCGACGGAUUAUACAUCGCCGCCUGUGUCUUUAAGUACAAUGAAUGAUGAUGAAGAUAUAGUGAUGGAAAGUCAAGGGCAACAGCCUGUAGCAAUGAAAUCUAUCGAAUCAAAUUUGAAUGAAAUAUCAGUGGAUGAAAAUCGAAUUAUACAUCCUAAUGCUGGUUUGAGUGGACUAUAUGAAUUUGUACCAGCCACAAAAAUUAAAGGUAUGGAAGAUUGGGUAUUAGAGUCACAACACUAUGGCUAUUAUAAAGAAGGCGCGGAUUUUUCCGUAAAAAUCGAGAAGGAAAUAAUGUUAACAUUUCCACAAUAUCUCAACAUCUAUACAUUUGAGGAAAACAACGAUAGUAAAUUUUCAUAUCCAAAGAAAGGAUCCACGGGAGUCUUAGAUUAUUAUCUUCUUGAUGGUGCUUCUGUAUUGCCGGUGUUGGCCUUGGACUUGCAGCCUGGCGAUGCUAUGCUAGACAUGUGCGCAGCACCAGGGGGAAAGACUCUAAGUGCUCUUCAAACACUCCUACCACAUACAAUAGUUGCUAAUGAUGUUUCCCAGUCGAGAGUAAAAAAGAUCCACAAUGUCAUAGAUCAAUUUGUAGCUGAUAUUGGCCAAUGGCAAGAUAGACUACAUGUGACGGGACGAGAUGCGAGAUACAUUGAUGACAAAGAUUUAUAUAACAAAAUCUUGGUGGAUGUACCAUGUACCACAGACAGACAUGUCUUACAUUCGGACAAUAACAAUAUCUUUAAACCACAGAGAAUUCGAGAGAGAUUACAAAUACCAGAAUUGCAAGCCGCUAUUCUAACUAACGCUUUAAAAAUAAUAUCGGUUGGUGGAACAGUCGUGUACUCUACCUGUUCCCUGAGUCCUAUUCAAAACGACGGCGUCGUAGGUAUGGCGUUAAAAAAGGCCUGGGAAGACACCAACUCUAUUAUGGUCAUAAAAGAUAUGAAAGAAGCAUUAAUGCCAUUGAGAUGCCUUUUCAAAUUUCGUGAUUUUGCAUUAAAAUAUGGCCAUAUUGCCAUUCCAACACUCGCUAACAAUUGGGGUCCCAUGUAUUUUUGUAAAAUAGUGCGGAUACGAUAGUAACAUAAGGUAAUGUUUGAUCGCUCGUUUCAUCAGACGUUUUAAUUUUGUUCCAUGGUUGCUCGUUGCCGCUCCCAAAAAUAGUAUAAACCAGUAUCUCGAUUAUAUAUAAAAUGAUCGUUACGAGGAAUACAAUUCUCCAUGCCUCUAUGGUUUGCUGUAAAAAUAAAAUGAAGAUAUAAUCACUUUCACUCUGUGGAUUUAGAUAUUGUUUUUAUAUUAUUACUUACAUUUCCGUGAGUUAAUUUUCCUACAAAUACCGGUACAACGAAACCGGGUAUAGUGGCGACAAAAUUUGUCAUCGCCAUCAGACUGCCAGCAAAGUUGGGCGCGAUAUCUAUGUGAUUUGCCAAGAAGCCGCAGUACAUUCCGCCGAUGCAGGCCACUGCGAUUGUCAUCAACAAAACUACUAUCAUACGAUUGCACCCGACAUAUGACACUUGUAUCAAACAGACCAUGGGUACGAGAGACGC
Camponotus floridanus (Florida carpenter ant) is the source of this 2081-nucleotide messenger RNA. Its product is annotated as 5-methylcytosine rRNA methyltransferase NSUN4. Gene Ontology annotation, cellular component: mitochondrial large ribosomal subunit. Gene Ontology annotation, biological process: rRNA methylation. Gene Ontology annotation, molecular function: methyltransferase activity. NCBI's taxonomy places the organism in Eukaryota, Metazoa, Arthropoda, Insecta, Hymenoptera, Formicidae. Bases 91 to 1608 code for a protein of 505 amino acids. The transcript is spliced from 9 exons. The record is from RefSeq and is a predicted model, not a curated record.